CCACCUCAAACCCUAUCACACUAAUCACUCACUCUUCACUCAAAACUCUUCUCUUUCAUUUUCAUAAUUCCCACACAUUAUGGCUGAGCUUCACUACCAACCACAACACCAAUACCCCCUCCGCUACCCUAACGAUCCACACCAACAAACCCGUUCCUCCACCCACCAGGUCGUCAAGGCCGCCACCGCCGUCACAGCGGGCGGCUCCCUCUUGAUCCUCGCCUCGUUGAUCCUCGCCGCCACCGUCAUUGCCCUCACCAUCGUCACCCCGCUGUUCGUCAUUUUCAGUCCGGUUCUCGUCCCCGCCGUAAUCACCGUUGCGCUCCUGAGCCUGGGGUUCCUCGCCUCGAGUGGGUUCGGUGUGGCGGCGAUCACGGUGCUGGCGUGGAUCUACAGGUACGUCACCGGCAAGCAACCACCUGGCGCGGAUCAGUUAGACAGCGCGCGUCACAAGAUCAUGGACAAGGCGCGUGAGAUCAAGGACUACGGACAGCAACAAAUCAGCGGGGUCCAGGCUUCUUAAUUCUGCACUCGCACGCACAUGAUCGUAUCCAUCUCGUGGAAUAUUUCUCUCUUUGUCUAGUUAGUUUAUAUUUACCAUUUAUGAAUGAAUGAAUGCAUGAUUGAGCGUUAAAGUUGAAUUUGAAUCUCUCUUUUCUUUGUAUUUUCGUUUAUUGUGGGUGUUCGCUCAUCAUCACUUGUUGUAAUGUCUUAAUUUUGUGUGCAUGCUGCGACUAUUCAAGGACGAUCCAUUUGUGUUUUUAUUCUACUCUUAUUUAUUUAUUUAUUUCCUUUUUUUA
Glycine soja is the source of this 800-nucleotide messenger RNA. RefSeq names its product oleosin 1-like. NCBI's taxonomy places the organism in Eukaryota, Viridiplantae, Streptophyta, Magnoliopsida, Fabales, Fabaceae. Gene Ontology annotation, cellular component: monolayer-surrounded lipid storage body; extracellular region; membrane. The transcript has a single exon. Gene Ontology annotation, biological process: sexual reproduction; lipid storage. The record is from RefSeq and is a predicted model, not a curated record. Bases 80 to 523 code for a protein of 147 amino acids.